UUCCUUUGCAGCCUGCCUCCUAUUUAAAAUCCCGCUGCCUGUCCUCAGAUGCAGAGACAGCGCUGCUCACACACGCGCGACGGCUGCACCUGUGGGGAUUCGGGCACGUUGGCUGGCCUUGGCUCACCGGCCGUUCUGCGGCUGCCUCCCCGGCCCGUUCCAGCCCGCGUCUGCUGCCCGUGAGCUCCCAGCCCGCCUGCCUUUGCUUCACGCCCGUCGUCGGCAGCAGAAUUUGGGCAGCUGUACGGGACUCGCCGCCCGCGCACCAUGCUGGCCGUCGGCCUCUGCGUCUUGCUCCUGUCCUGCUGGCACGCCGAUUCGCUGCCAUUGUCCACCCAGCUCUCGGAGGAAGACGAAAAGGUCAUCAAAUGCAUCACGGAGGUUCUGGCUGACACCCUGUCCAAAGCCAGCCCGGUUCCGGUCGCCAGCGACUGCUUGACGAUCCUGAAAGAAGACGAGCGGGUCCUGGCCAUGUUGCACCAUCACUACCUGCUGAAGGAGCUAAAGGAGUUGGUCCAUGAAGAGAACGCCCACCACCACCCGAGCCACAGCGCCUGGCAGGAGACGGAGGAGGGCCCCGAGGGGGACGAGCUGAGGAAGCGGGACAAGUCCCUCCAGCAGAGCUCGGCCGCCUCCGAGACAGUGGAGGAGAAGGAGGGCGAGGCCCGGAAGGAGGAGUAUGAGAAGAUGGAGAAGAUCGAGGAGAAGGUGAAAGAGGAGAAGGUCUCGCACAGGGAGGACAGCACCCAGGUGGAGGAGGAGGCCAAGGAGAUCUUGGAGGGCGAGGAAGAGGAGGAGGAGAGGAAGAGGAGGCACGAGGAGGUGAGGCGGGCGUCGCCGAAGCUGAGGGAGAUCCGGGCCAGCAAGAAAACGGGGCCGCCAGCCAAGAGGCACUUCAGCCAAGAGGACACUUCGGAGGAGGAGCCGCCGUACCACCAUGGAGGCCGGCACCACGGGGGGCUAGAGGACUGGGAGCAGGAGGAAGAGGAGGAGCAGGAGGAAGAGGAGGAAGAGGAAAAGCGGUCAGGCCCGGCCCGGCGGAAGGGCGGCCCGGCCAAGCGGAUGGCCGAGAAGGCCAGCGACGAGGAGACGGCCCAGUUCGAGGCGGAGGAGAAGGGCGUGAAAAUCUCCGACUCGCAGAGCCACCUCCACGGGGACGGGCGGCUGUGGAAGGAGGGGGAGGAGCGGCACGGCCACCGCCACGGGCCGCCCGGCCACCCGCUGAAGAAGAGGCACCAUGAGGAUGAGGCGGGGCACCUGAAGGGCAAGCACCAUGGCCACCAGGAGGAGGAGGAGGAAGAAGAGGAGGAGGAGGAGGAGGAAGAGGAAGAGGAAGAAGAGAGGGAGGCCAAGGAGGACAAGGAACAGGAGCUGGAGAAGCUGGAAGAGAUCGAGCACGCGCUGAAGAAGGUGGCGGAGAAGCUGCGGGAGCUGCGGAGAGGGUGACCUCCCCAGUCCCCUUAGGGGAGCGGGGAGCCGUGGGAGGGGGACAAAGGGGCGGCCGCCCCUUUAAGAGUCACCCCCUGCCCAGGCCCCCCCACACAUGUGCUUUCUUUGUAUAUAUCCCUCCUCUCCUCUCCCACUCGGCUGUGGACUGUUAUCAAAGGCUCAGAGCUUGUGCUUUUCUACCUGUCCCACCCCCCUCCGUCAGGGACCCAGCGCGACCCGAGGCCAAGGAAAAUAACCAACCCGCCAACCGACCCUCUCUACCCCCACCAUGCAGGAAACGUCCCCCCAGAGCAAUGGAGGGUGAGAGAUAUGGGGGGGCACUGCUCUGGGGGUGCUCUGGGGGUAUCAAGUGGGUGGGAAUGUCCCCCUGAGAACUGCCCGCAACUGGUAUGGGAUAAGGGUGGCUACUUUCUGCCCCCCAGGACCCGUCGGGGGCAGAUCAGGGGCGUGGCCAGUGGCUAUUCUCUGCCCCCUCCCCACCCAGGGUUCCCCUUGUGGUCUGUUGUUUAAAGCUGACCUCCCCCCCCCGGCACCGAAGAAGGGAUAGAAAGAGGGGACCCUGCGGUGCCAGGAUGGGAACCUGCCUGGCUCCCACCCGCCGGGCAAGUCAGACUCUGACUGUUAACACUCAGCCUCGUGGGACCCGGGGGCUCUGCGUGGUCCUCGAAACCUCAGCUUCCCUGAACCCCUCACGUCGCUUUGGGCUCAGGGGUCAGCCCUGCCUGCCUCCCAAGGGGUCAUUUUCACCAGCAGCCGGACGCGCUCCGUCCAUCGGGCCCGGCGGGAGGCCCGGAGGUGGAGGGGAGAUGGCGGGAGGCAGCCGCAGGAAAGCGAGGGGCAGGGCGCCUGCACUGGGGGUCGAUCAGCUGGAGAAGGUACAGCUAACCUUUCCCCGGCUGGCCUGGCUGAUGAGGUCAAGGCCCAGGGCUCUGUGCGUCUGUCCCACCUGGGCUUUCCCACUCCCGUCGGCCCAGUGGGGAGGUGCGGGCGCCGGAUCCCACCCCGGCUUGCGCCUCGCCGAAGGGGGCCGCUGAGUUCCCCCUGCAGACCAGGGGAGCGAGGUGUGAUCCCUGCUGGGCUAUAGACAGGAACCCAGUCUCUCCUCGCCCGGGAUGUGACCGAGGGAAGGCCUGCAGCCCCAGAGGUCACUCACACACAGCUCAUCACUGUCUCUUGGCACGCAAGAAGGCUGGGCUGACCCGAACGUCCCCCCAGCCGUCCGGCCCUCAGAGCCUGGAGACUUCUAGGGGCGUCAGAGAGGAGACAGGACGUGUUCGACCCCAGAAUUGUCUGUAAGGAUCUGCUCUGGCCCCGCAGAAUAGAGCCCACACGGCAGGAACCCACCUCCUGCCACCCCGUAAGUACAGGCCUUUGCCGCGGGAGCUUGGCAGGCUGCAGUCGUCCCCUGAUCCUCCCUGCAAGGCGACAAACACGGACGCGGCCCGUAUGUUGGGCAGGGGACGCAGAGAGAAGCCCAUUGUAUUAGCUGCAGGGGUCUGUCUCUCUCUCUCUCUCUCUCUCUCUCUCACACACACACACACACACACACACACUCCCCAUGCAGGGGUAACACAAAACAGUGGUUACGUUCCCUAGCGAGAUCCCUCGGACCUGGCCCCUCCGGCGGCCCCCACCCUCCCAAUCCUGGUCUCUCGGGUUUUUCACUUGGUUUUUUUUGCUGAUUUCUCUCUCCCCUCCCGCCCCCCUUCAAGCCGGAGGACUCCCUUCCCCCGGCACCCUCCCCAUAGGCUGCGAGCGCGUCUCUUGCAGUUGCUGAUGCUGUGUGGUUGCUUGGUGGCCUGGUCUAUCAGGUGUUGGGGUUUGGGGGGUUUGUUUGGGUUUUUUUUUAAAUCCCCGUCCUUGUGUAGCCAGCUCUGUGGAACAAUAAAGCACAGUGAAAACCAGA
This is a messenger RNA of Trachemys scripta elegans, 3355 nucleotides long. It is a transcript of the gene CCER2, whose product is annotated as coiled-coil glutamate rich protein 2. The transcript has 6 exons. Lineage: Eukaryota; Metazoa; Chordata; Testudines; Emydidae. Gene Ontology annotation, cellular component: secretory granule. Bases 268 to 1446 code for a protein of 392 amino acids. The record is from RefSeq and is a predicted model, not a curated record.